AGGGCUGCGACCAUUAGCAUGAGAAGGGCUUGAGUAUUGCCUUCUGGCAGGGGUCCCAUCUCUGAUUCUGUCAGGACUAGCAGCCGCAGGGCCACACUGUAAUAGGCCUUAUCUUGUUGACCCAUUGUGUGGAAAAGGGCUACUUCUCUCCUGCAGACUGCUGCCUCUAUCAGGUGUUGGACUGUGCUCCCUCCCCUUAUAGACAGUUACCCGUUUCUGGGCUCAGGGCUCUCUAAUCUAUUAUCACGAUCAACACUUUGCUGUCUCCUUGUUGGAGCCUCGGUUGUAGCUUCGACGCUGUAUUCUGCCACGGCGAAGAGAGCGUGAUCGAGAAUAAGUAAGCCCACGUCUGUUUAGCUUUCUGGGUCUGUUCUUGCAGUUCCCCAUUCUCCCGCCUCGCCUGGCUGCCAUUUGAAAAUUUGGCUCUCAAAAAAAAAAAAAAAAACUGUACGGAAACGUAGGAUAAGAGUUUUAUCUUCAUAUCUUUCCCUGCUAAUUAAUGAAAAAACGAGCUAUCAUCUCGAACCUCACAAUUAACAACAAAAAAUUUAGAUCUCUUUCUCCAUUCUGCUUCUCGUCUUCCGAAUUUUCUUCUUCAUCAUCUUCCUCACCACGGCCUUACCCUCUCUCCACUUUCAUUGUCUCCCUCCAAUCAUGUGCUCACCACAGAAACCUCACAAAAGGCAAGCAACUCCACUCUUACAUGCUCAGGAAUGGUCUCCUUCAUGCUUCCCCUUCAUCUCUCACCAGCCUCAUCAACAUGUAUUCAAAGUGCAACCAAAUGAACCAUGCCCUUUCCUUAUUCCAAACGGCCCCUCAAAACCCAAAUAUCUUUUCUUUUAAUGUGAUAAUUUAUGGGUUUAUCAUAAAUGAAGAUCCCUUUAAAGGUUUGAAAUGUUACUGGGAAAUGAGGGUUCUUGGUGUUUUCCCUGAUAAAUACACGUUUCCCUGUUUGCUUAAAGGUUGUUGUGAUAUUAUGGAGGUUUUAGAGGUUCGGAAGAUUCAUGGGUUGGUUUUUAAACUUGGGUUGGACACAGAUUUGUAUGUGGGGAGUGGUUUGGUUAAGUGCUAUUUGAAGUUUUUAUUCAUGGAGGAUGCUGAGAAAGUGUUUGAUGAAUUGCUUGUUAGAGAUGUUGUGCUUUGGAAUGCUAUGGUUAAUGGGUACGCGCAGGUUGGGCAGUUCGAUGAGGCUUUGAACGUGUUUAGGAAGAUGUGUUUAGAAGGGAUUGAAAUGAGUAGUUUUACCGUUACAGGUGUUUUAUCGGCUUAUGCAAUGAUAGGGGAUGUUGAGAAUGGGAAGGCAGUUCAUGGGGUUGUCGUGAAAAUGGGGUAUGGUUCGAGUAUUGUAGUGUCGAAUGCUUUGAUUGAUGUGUAUGGGAAGUGUAAGUGUGUUGGUGAAGCAUUGAAGAUUUUCAAAAUGAUGGAUGAGAGAGAUAUUUUUUCAUGGAAUUCAAUUUUGUUUGUUCAUGAACAAUGCGGUGAUCAUGAAGAAACGUUGAGACUUUUUAGUAUGAUGUUAAGGAAUGGCAUUCGGCCUGACUUGAUUACUUUGACGACUGUGCUUCCUUCUUGUACUCGGAUGGCGGCAUUGAUGCAUGGUAAGGAGAUUCAUAACUAUAUGAUUAUUAAUGGGUUGUUAAAAGAUGAAAUUUCUGAAGAUAUUGAUGAUGUUCUUAUUAACAAUGGUAUUAUGGAUAUGUAUGCGAAAUGUGGGAGUCUGAGAGAGGCUCACUUGGUUUUUGAUAAGAUGAGCCAUAAGGAUGUUGCAUCUUGGAACAUUUUAAUCAUGGGUUAUGGUAUGCAUGGUUAUGGGGGUGAGGCAUUGGAUAUGUUUUCACUGAUGUGCGAGAGUGAAUUUAAGCCUGAUGAUGUCACAUUUGUGGGAGUUUUGUCAGCCUGCAGCCAUGCUGGCUUUGUGAGCGUAGGGCGUCAAAUCUUAGGGCAAAUGAAGUCAAAAUAUGGUGUGGUUCCUACCAUAGAGCAUUAUACUUGUGUAGUUGACAUGCUUGGUCGGGCUGGGCAGCUUGAGGAGGCUUAUCAAUUGGCACUAACCUCUCCUAGUGAGACCAACGCAGUUGUAUGGAGGGCCUUAUUGGCAGCAUGCAGGCUCCAUGGAAAUUCAGAUAUAGCUGAAGUUGCUGCAAAGCUUGUGCUUCAGUUUGAGCCUGAAGAUAGUGGUAGUUAUGUAUUGAUGUCCAAUGUCUAUGUAGCUGCUGGCAAAUAUGAAGAAGUAUUGGAUGUUAGAAAUAUGAUGAGGCAACACAAUGUGAGGAAGUUACCAGGCUGUAGCUGGAUUGAAGUUAAAAAUGGAGUCCAUGCUUUUAUUAACGGUGAUCAGACGCAUCCUAGAUCAAACUCUAUUUAUGAUGGAUUGCACUCAUUGACUUCUCUUUUGCAUGAACAUGACCAUGUGCCAGAUUAUUAGUGCUAACUCUAUGGUGGAUAUUUUCUCAUAUAAGUGAAUGACAGAAUGCUUUUCGGCCUUUUCUUCACAUAUCAUUGGUGGUAUAUAUAGAUGGAAACAGAUAUGACAGGAAAAAUCAACAUAGUCCAUAAUUCAUGGUUUAAUAAUGGUCUGGUUGCAAGGCAGGUAGCAUUUGGUGGAAUAAUUUGUAUAAUAAGAUAAACUUUUGGGUAUAAUAUUUUCUGGGAAAAUAACUAGCCUGACCAACUUGUAUACUGGAACAUUUCAGCCUUUUGUCUUGUUCAAGUUAGACAACAAGUUUUGGAGUUCUGUUCAUUUUAAAGCUGUUAAGAAGACAGGAGAUGACAGCAAUUGAGGGUACAUAUUAGCGGGUGUACUGUUGUCUUAUUGUUUGUAAUUGUAUUUAUAUUUCUUCAAUUUUUCCUUGCAAAUUCAUAAUGAA
Molecule: messenger RNA, 2867 nt
Organism: Durio zibethinus
Lineage: Eukaryota; Viridiplantae; Streptophyta; Magnoliopsida; Malvales; Malvaceae
Product: Pentatricopeptide repeat (PPR) superfamily protein
Biological process (GO): RNA modification
Molecular function (GO): protein binding; RNA binding
Source: RefSeq, a predicted model, not a curated record